AUGGGUCCUUAAAUAUUUAUCUAUGCUGUCUGCAGAAAUGAGGUAACACACUGUUUAUUUGGGCUGUGCUUAUUGUCAUGAUAGAAAAUGGAUGGUUUUGAUUAGAUGAUGAAAACUUAAUCCUGCAUUUAUGUCAAAAGGUGAGAUAAAUGCCCUUGACUAACACCACAUCUAUUCCUCAUAACCAGAGACCUCCUUUGGGGGUUGGGGAAGUGGGAGGGCUGUCCUCUGAGAAAUAACAAUUGUAAUUCAGGUGUUUCAAACAAGGGAUAGGAGACAGACAAGAGCAAUGAAAAUUAAUUGAAAGAUGGAGAAAAAAGUAACAAAAGCACUACACGCAGCACCUUCCAACUAUCUAUGCACAUCUAGUACCUACUAGGACUUUUUUUAUUUUGCUUUUUAAAUACAAAAAGAGUGGUAGAAGUUUCAGGUUGCCUCCUUGAUGGCCUACCAUUGUUGAUCAAUAGUAUACUAUAAAUUGCCAAGUAUAGAUCUAUGCUGAGACAGAAACACCAGAGUCAGGAAGUUCUUGUUCGCAGACCUGCAUACUGAAGACAGAGUUGUAAAUGAAAGCACAAUUUAGCCCAGAAAACUUACUUGCAAAUGCAGUUUUGGGAAAGAUAAAUUAAUAAAAUGCUGUAGUUUCUGUUUUUCUCUGUGCUUAAAGACUGUUCUGCAAAACCAGGGCUUAACUGGGAGGAGGCUUUCCGUGAGCUUUGGAUAGGAGUAUUUUUGUAUACUUUUCUCCCAUUUCUUCUUGGGCCAUAUGAGCAAGACAGACAUCUAUCUCAACAAACCUAGUCUGUGUUUCAUAAAAUGUGACAGCUUCCUUUCUGAGAUUUCUCCUUGAAAAUAUUGUUGUUUCUGAUUUCCACACAGCAAUGAAAAACUUGAUGUUUCUGCUGGUUUGUUAGAAAUGUCCCACUACUCUGAAGGUGCUAUGAAGGUGCAGGUCAAAGUUCAAUCCUAAUGUUUUUGGUUUCCCUUUUUUUCCCCUUCUGGUUCUAACUGCAUUUUAAAAUGCUUUAAAUGGAUGAGGAAACUUGGUUAGUGUGUAAGUCACUUAUACGUGAAGAGUCAAUUUGCAAAUGUUGCUGCACCAUCUCCCAAGAGAUGUGAGUCACUGUAGUACAUGAAAUGGUGCUGGAGGAAAUAGGAAGACACAAGCUGGACUAGUUGAGCCCCAUUGCAGGAGGGUUUGGAACUAGAUGAUCUUAAAUGUCUCUUCCAAACCAAACCAUUCUCUGAUUCUGUGAAAUGGUCUGUGCCAGUGCAUUAAGGGUAUUAAGGCUCAGCUGUUAAUAUGUGGCAGUCGUGAUAGGUGACGCCUGGAGCUGCCUAGGAUUGAGUUACAAUAUACCCAUGUUUUUUAUUUGAUAUCUCUUCCUGGCUAAAAAAAAAAACUUUUAAAAACAUUAACAUUGCAGUUAUCUCAGAUCAAGAUAAAAUUGGUUUUGUUCUAAGCCAAGGCUGUCAUCUCUAAAAUACAUUAAAUUGCUGCUACGGAACACUGUGUAUCUUGAAGGAGUCUGCCAAGUACCUAGCAGCUACUUGCUCACUCUCCUCCCACCCCUCCCAGUGGGAAGGAGAUUCAGAAAGGAAAGGUAAACCUUGUGGGUUGAGAUAAAAACAGUUUAAUAAUUGAAACAACGAAAAUACAAUAACAAUAACAAUAAUGUUGAGAGUUGAGAGUAACAGAACCCAAGAGAAACAAGUGAUGCACAGUACAGUUGCACAUCCCAUGCUGUCUGAUACCCAGCCUGUCACAGAAUGUGUUGGGCCCCCUUACAAAUGACUUCGCCAGCUUAUAUACUGGACAUUCUGUGGUAUGAAAUAUCCCUUUGUCCACCUGUCCUGGCCAUGCUCCCUGCCGGAUUUUGUGCACCUCCUCACUGGCAGAGUAUGAGACACUGAAAAGUUCUCAACUUGGGGUGAAUGCUACUAGCAACAACAAAAAAGUCUAUCACAUGAGUCACGGUUUUGCUCAUCAUUGCAAGUGUAAUUGGACCUUGAAUGCCUGUCUCCCACCUCUGAGGGAGGUGUUCUAACACUCAGUUUAGCACUAAACAUUAAUGUUGUAGCAGUCAGAGAUCCGGUGCCCAGGUUGUCUCUCCCUAUUAAAUUCAGGAAUCCAGAAGUGCAGAUAAUCUUGGAACGAAUGCUGUCAAAAAUAUCUGUUAUGUUUACUGCAAUACCAAACAAAUAAAAUGGUAGUGUAACAUUGAAGACCAGAUGAGCUGGUCCUCAUUUUCAUCAGAGAGGUUCCUGCAGCAUUUAGAUGUGGCUGUCCUCAUAGUGCCAAGCAGUCGGGUGGUUCAAGUGACAUUGUUCCCUGUUGUCAUUGUCUGUAUUGACACAUUUGUAGCAUGUGCUGAAACAGAUAAUGAUAAUUUUUUUCCUUGCUAUUUCCAGAUAAUCUAUUGGUAAUCUCUGAGGUAGAGUCCCAGGUUCAAGUGGCUCCUCUGUUAUACAGUAAGUUGAACUACUUUGCCCUUUAUUGCUAGGUAAUUAUCUGUUCUGUAAAUUUCUGAGGAAAUUUUUCAAAUCCUCAAACCAAACACCUUCUACAGGAUCUAGUUAAAUAUUUCUUGCCCCAGCAGCAGCACGGUGCUUCUGUGCACCGUUUGUAUUUCUGAAUAUAGAUCACUUUAUUGCUCUCUGUCCUACUUGCCCAGCUAUGUAUUGGGCUUUUGUUCCUGCCCAGCACGGUCGGGUCUGUGUUUCAGUUUACUGUGAGGACAGUUUAAAAGGCUGGGAACAGGUCACGUAUCUCCCUUCUCUCCUACGCCUACCCCAGCCAACUAUAGCCUGUUCCUUAACCUUCCUAAGGAAACCAGCUCCAGCCUGGGGAGCAAGGCAGGGCUAGGCUCAGCUGCCGCGCAGGGGCCAGGGAAGGUGCGGGGCAGGAGGCGCUGUGCUGGCUCCCCGGGCCCGCUGCUCUUCCGCCCCUGCGGUGAGCGCCGGCGGCUGCCCCGGGCGCCCGCGGGAGCAGCCCCGUCCCGCGGGGACUACAACUCCCAGCGCUCCGCUGGGAGGAGGUGAGAGCGGCUGGCCCAGGAGCCGAGUUCUCCUUCAGGCCGCAGCAUGAACGGCAGCGUGGCGAGCGGCGGCUACUCCGAGGAGAUCAUCAGCCUCACCCGCAGACCCUCAGGGUUGGGCUUCAACAUUGUUGGUGGGACAGAUCAGCAGUACAUUGCCAAUGACAACAGCAUCUAUGUCAGCUGGAUCAAAAAGGAUGGGGCAGCUUACCUUGAUGGCCGAUUACAAGAAGGAGAUAAAAUUUUAGCGAUUAAUGGCAAAGACUUGAAGGAUUUGCGGCACAAGGAUGCUGUGGAACUGUUCAGGAAUGCCGGCUAUUACGUGUCUCUGAAAAUCCAGCGCAGGCUGCAGCCACAGAAUGGCCCUGUGGGUCAUGGAAGAGAUGGAGAAUCAGGUGGGCUUCCUCUGGCAGCCAUUCUUGUGCCAGGCCUGGCUCUUGCUGCGACAGCAAUCUGGAUCUUGCUGAGGUAUCGACAGCGGAUGUGAAGAGUUCACGUCUGGGAUAUCACUGCGUGUUUUACACAGCUAUGAUGCAAUUUAAAGAUAGAGAAUCAACAAUCUUGUCACAAACUGAUGCCAAAAAGGAUCAUUGCCUAUCAUCAAAGUUGCUGCUGAUGUUCGUAUAUAUUGAUUUUGUUGUAGGGUGAAUAGAAGCAGAGAGAAAAAAGAGAAGGGAGAUUGUGUUUAUGUAAAGAGUUGGAUAGCUGUAUUUUUUGACAAAUCUGAGGAGGUUUUGACAUCCUCCUAUUUUGCACCAUGAACUUUGAAAUACACUCAUCAAUUCCACAUUUUAAGGUUUAACUUUUGGUUAAAGGGAGUGGGAGUUGGGGUGGUUUUAAAUCAAAAACAUUUUCUAGAGGCUUUGCCUUGUUUCCACAGAAUUUUUUUUUGAAUCUAAUGAAUUCUGUCUGAACCAUGAAUAAAGAGGAGCAAUGCAAAGGCUAUAUUAUUUUUCCCAUUGAAGUUUUGUUGGUUGUUGCUAAAUAAAUGCCUUAAAUGUGUAAAAUCUGAUCUGUGGUUUCACAGGUGAAAUCUUCAGUGUAGCUGCUCAUUUAACAGCAAUACGCAGUAUUGGUGAGACAUUUUGCCAGUUGUGGAAAGAUAGAAGAUAGCUUGCUGCUAGAAGAUUUUGAUUGUCAAAAUUAUUGCUAAUUUUUGGGUCAGAGCUGUAAGAGAAAGCUUUCCACAAAAUGCUAGCAUACUGGAGAGAGACAAACACAACUGAAUCACAAGGAUAAGUGGUGACAAGAGAUUCAGGCAUGCUGAAGCUGCAGAAGAGUCUUUAAAUUAGUUGUGAAGCAAUAGUUCCUGUAUUCAUCAAGUGAAGUCUGCAUCUCUCAGGUUAGAGGUCUCUUUUGGGGGUUAUUUUUUGCACAGGGAAUACUUCAGGUAAAGUUUUCUGUAGCAGCUAACUUGCUCUCUGCAGUCAGGAAAAUCUUGAUGAUUGAAAGGGAGAAGCUGAGAGCAGGCUGGGAUUGUCCUGGCUUUUGCUUGUUUGUGAAGAGUUAUGUGAUGUUCAGAGGAUGGGCUGUCAGCUUUAAGCCAGGGUAAAGCCUAGCAGGUAAAACCAGAGGGAAGAGACCCUCCUCUGGAAAGUAUAUGGCUGAAUUUACCUCCAGGGUCUCAUCUCCUCACUGUGAUUUGAAUAGUUUUAAAUGCCCCAGCUGAUAGGAGCUCUGUAGGUAAGACCUGUUUCUCUUGUCUCCAAGAAAUCAAUAUGUUUUGUUGUUUUUGUAAAAGAAAAGCAAAAUGCAUGGUCUGGUCUGUAUGAUGCCAAAGAACGAGAUCACAUAUUCAAUAUAUGUUUUCAAAGAAAAA
Taeniopygia guttata (zebra finch) is the source of this 4857-nucleotide messenger RNA. RefSeq names its product synaptojanin 2 binding protein (gene SYNJ2BP). Gene Ontology annotation, cellular component: basolateral plasma membrane; cell junction. The record is from RefSeq and is a predicted model, not a curated record. NCBI's taxonomy places the organism in Eukaryota, Metazoa, Chordata, Aves, Passeriformes, Estrildidae. Gene Ontology annotation, molecular function: protein kinase binding. Gene Ontology annotation, biological process: cell-cell adhesion; establishment or maintenance of epithelial cell apical/basal polarity; receptor clustering.